AUGGAAGAAGAGCUUGAUUAUUUAUUAACAGAUCAUCUUAAUAAUAAAUAUUGUGAGUGUAAAUGCUUAUGUUACGAUAAAACAUCUGAUUCAAUAAGUAACCAUGCAACUAUAUCGGAACGUAAAGAAUUUAUUUUAUCAAUUGUUACAAGAACGGAAAGUUAUUUACGAGAACGUCGUAUUCCUGAAUUAAUAAGAUUCUUAUUCACGAAGAUUAUUGCUCAUACACCUGAUAAACCUGUUGCAUUUCUUGAAAAGUUGUUGGAUGACUGUAUGCUGUUUCGUGCGGGAUAUGGUUCACCACCGGUUGUUUAUGAAAACAGACAUUUGGAAGCUGUAAUUAAAAGUUUUGAUCCUGGUCAACGCGGUUGGCUGAGUACUGGCCAAGUCCGACGUCUAUAUGCAACAUUGGGGUUUAGUUACACAGAAAUUAUAGAUGAAAGGAUUCCUUGUGAAGUAAUUUUGAAGAAAUUACAAAAUACUCAAGAAAUGUAUUUAGGACAAUUAUUAGCAGCUGGUGCAGAAGUGGACGAUAAAAGUGUUGAAGAAAAUAUGCCUGAGUAG
Messenger RNA from Melitaea cinxia (Glanville fritillary), 564 nucleotides. RefSeq lists its product as uncharacterized. The record is from RefSeq and is a predicted model, not a curated record. The transcript has 2 exons. Lineage: Eukaryota; Metazoa; Arthropoda; Insecta; Lepidoptera; Nymphalidae. The coding region runs from base 1 to 564 and encodes 187 amino acids.